Messenger RNA from Podospora bellae-mahoneyi, 2112 nucleotides. RefSeq lists its product as uncharacterized. The record is from RefSeq and is a predicted model, not a curated record. Bases 1 to 2112 code for a protein of 703 amino acids. The transcript has a single exon. NCBI's taxonomy places the organism in Eukaryota, Fungi, Ascomycota, Sordariomycetes, Sordariales, Podosporaceae.
AUGAGGCUUUUAACCGCCACCAGUUCGAGAUCCUCUGCCCCCUCAUCGUCCACCACAAGCAAUGAAAAGCAUCUCAAGAUAGACACAGUGGAAUUCUCUACUCAACCUUACGCCAUCCUGUCACACACUUGGGACGAGCCUUCUGAGGUGACACUCCCGGAACUUCCGCUGUUCGCCAAUGCCGACGAGUGUUCAUUAUUGCAUGGAUUCCGGCGCUGCUUGAAAUAUCUACCCCUGGUACUCUGCAUAUACUUACUAGUAAGCGGAGGCAACUUCCAAUCUUCAAAAACCUCAGGAGCCAUCAUCCUACUCUUGCUCUCAACUUCCCUCUUCUUCACCCUACCCCUCACCGGCACCGAACCGAAAUCCAAAGCAACAGGCGCUCAAAACCUCGACCGCCUCCUUCAGCAGAAGAAAGCAGGCUAUGACAAGAUACAACACACCCUCCGCCUCGCCCGGCAGCACCGCCUCCGCCACGCCUGGGUAGAUACCUGCUGCAUUGACAAGACCUCCUCCUCGGAGCUCCAGGAGGCCAUCAACUCCAUGUACGCCUGGUACGCCGCAACAAAAGUCUGUUUCGUCUACCUCUCCGACUUGGACCCGGUGAGUGCUCAUGCGCAGCAGCAAGACUUGUUGGAAGCAGCUCUCCCCAAAUGCAGGUGGUUUACCCGGGGGUGGACCCUGCAGGAGCUCAUCGCGCCUGAGCAUGUCAUCUUCUUCGACAAAGGCUGGAACAAAGUCGGGACGAAGGCUAGUUUGAGCGGGCUGCUGUCUGGCAUCACUGGCAUACCGGAGGAGCUGCUGAGGGGAAAGAGGAAGCUGGAGCAGUAUUCGGUUGCUCAACGGCUGAGCUGGGCCUCGAAACGGGAGACGACCAAGCUGGAGGACAUGACGUACUGUUUGCUGGGGAUAUUUAGGGCCAACAUGUCGUUGUUGUACGGGGAGGGGGGGGAGAAGGCGUUUUACCGGCUGCAGGAGGCCAUUUUGGAGGGGACGGAGGCGGACCGGAGUUUGUUUCUUUGGACUGACAAGGAUGCCGACAGAAGCGUUCCUUGGGCUCCGGUGCUGGCGACGUCUCCUCGGUUCUUUGCAUCUGCUGGGAGGGUCGAGGCGUGCUGGACGGAUUCGAUAUACUCGAGUCUGAGCAUUGAGCCGAGGGGGAUUCGGCUCAAGGUGUCUUUGAUGUUCAAGCCCGGGAUGGUGGAUGGAGGAGGUGGUGCAGAGUGCGCCUUGGAUGUAGGCUGCAGCGCUGGAGAUGUUGCUGUCGGAAUUUUCGUCCGCAAGAUUUCUGGGGGGCGGUACAUGAGAUAUCAGCCUUGGAGGCUAGCCGAGUUGGGGAGAUGGUCUGGAUAUCGCGACUAUCAACCCGACCAGGACAAGAACAGAAUCUUGGUCGAAACGGCCCUCUUUGCAAAAAGAUUGCCGGAGGGAUACACAUUCUGUGAUGGCUUCAAUCCCGUCAUUGGAAACAGAUAUAGGGCACUCAAGCUCAGACUGCGGCCGUCAACUCCACAGCUCACAGUAGAUCGGUGUCGGGCUCUACCUAGAACUCACUGGGAUAUGCAUGACAAUGUUUUCAUCAGCACCAAUUACAAGAGUAAAGGGUGGUCAGUCUUCUUUAUCCACGGACGACUGGCCGACACAGAGAGGACGUGUAUACCGGUGAACCUGUUUCUAGCCUGUCUUCGCUGGAACACCGGAGAGCCAUUCGUCCUUAUUGGCAGCCUGGAUGACUUGACGCCAGAAACGAGGGUGUUCCUCGAGUACCUGCUAGAUUUCUUCGAGUUUGAAAGCUGUCGAAAGGCCGAGGCAAUUAUUCGGUCAGUCUUUGGUGGAAAAUGGGAUCCCUCCAAGAGGGAGAUCGAAACGUCAAUUGUGACCAAGAGCAAUAUGCCUCCAGCUACCGACCAGAUUGCCUUGCUGGAUAAAAGUCGGGCUUUCCAGACGAACGGUCCGACUACUCCGUCGGCUGAUUGGCAUUUUGAUGUUCCAGUCGGCCGACAGAAGGCUCGUGUCGAAGUGAGCGUGGAGCUGCGCGAAAAGUGGGAUCAUAAGAUAUGCCAGUUCAAUCCGAUUACAAUGCUGGACCUUCGACUGAGAGUGCUCGAGUAG